Messenger RNA from Rotaria sp. Silwood2, 1896 nucleotides. Lineage: Eukaryota; Metazoa; Rotifera; Eurotatoria; Philodinida; Philodinidae. The record is from the annotation of a GenBank genome assembly.
AUGACGGCAGCAGGUGUAAGUUCAACUGAAAAAAAUGCAUCACCUGGCGAUCAACAACGUUUAAAUGAAGGUAAUGGUAAUGACAAUGAAGAUAAAAUUGUUCAAGAAUUUAGUCAUCUUUUGGAAAAAUCAAAACAAUUAUUUAAUGGAUUAAGAGAUCUUCCACAAUAUGGUCAUAAACAAUGGCAACCAUAUUUUGGACGAACAUUUGAUGUAUAUACUAAACUAUGGAAAUUUCAACAACAACAUCGAGUUCUUCUCGAUAAAAAAUAUAAUCUUAAACGUUGGCAAAUAGGUGAAAUAGCAUCAAAAAUCGGUCAACUUUAUUAUCAUUUUUAUAUUCGUACAUCAGAAACAAAUUAUUUAAAUGAAGCUUUUGCAUUUUAUUCAGCUAUACGUACACGUGCCUAUUAUUCAAAAGUAAAUCGUGAAGAAAAACCUGAUCUUAUGGUUAAAAAAUUACGUUAUUAUGCACGUUUUAUUGUUGUUUGUCUUUUAUUAAAAAAAACAAAAAUAAUGCGUGAAUUAGUAUGUGAAUUAAAUCGACAAAUAGAUGAAUAUGUAAAAGCAUAUGAUCCAGAUGAUAGUCUUGAAUGGCAACUUGUUCUAAAUGAAAUAUCAACAUUUAUUGAUGUUGAUAAUCAAUUAAAUAUUGAUCAUAUACCAAUAACAUUAUCAUAUCGUUUAACUAAUUUCUUAAUACCACCAUUACCAAUAGGUUCAGAAAAAAUUUUAUCAAAUAUACAAUUAUAUACAGUUGAAGAAAUACUUAUUAUUGGAAAUUAUCAAGAUCAAAUUAAAUUUAGUGAACUUACAAUUGACAUGUAUCGAAUGUUACAAGCUGUUGAAAAACAAUCAAUUGAAUCAACAUCAUCUUAUGAUGAAAAAACAACUGUUCAAUCUCCAAUAUCAACAAAUCAUCAACAACGUGACAUCUAUAAUCUAUACGAUGGUGAUUUUCAAAAUCGACCAAAUCCUCAUAAAUAUCUUUUAUAUAAACCAAAUUUUAGUCAAAUUUAUGCUUUUACUGCAUCUGCAUUUAAAGAAUUACCAAAUCAUGGUAUACUUCUUCUUUAUAUAUCAGCUGAUGGUUAUGAUACACAUUUAAAAAGUAAAAUAGAACAAUCCUAUGAUUUUGGUGGUGUUAAAACAAAUAAUCGUCGUGAUGAUACAAAUGAAAAUUCAAAUUCACCACCAACAUCAACAACAAAUACAUUAGGAAAAAAAUCUCCACCAUCAUUAUCAACAACAACAACAACAACAACAACAACAACAAUAGGUUCAAUUAAAGAUAUUCAUAAUAUAUUUCCAGGAGAUCUUUAUCCAUUUUUACGUAAACCAUUAUUUUUAAUAAUUGAUAGUAAUAAUAGUAUUGCUUUUCAAAAUAUGCCGAAUUUAUUUGGUCAACCAUUUGUAUCAUUACUUUCACCUAUUAAAUUACCAACAGUAUUUCAUGAUUAUCAAAAUAAAGGAAGUUUAUUUACAUUAUUUUUAACAUCGCCUAUAUUUGCAUUUUGUUUUGUAUGUCAUUUAAAUGAUUUAACAAAUGAACAAUGGAAUUUAUGUCUAGAACAUAUUAAUAAAAUUAUAUUUGAAAUAACAAAAUUAUUUUUAAAAUCAAAACUUGUUGACAGUACAAUUUAUCAUUUUUUUGCGGAUGAAUUUUUACGUUUAUUUCUUUCACGUUUUGUUUUUUGCUAUGCUGUACUUCGUUUACAUCGAGCAUUUAAGGGAUCUGGUUUUUAUCCAUCAUCUCAACCUCAAUUAUCAAAUGAUCUCCUUGAAAAUGUUCAAGUACAUAAAAUGAUUCUUGAAUUAUCAGCUUUAUUAAAUGUUCGUCAAUUAUUUCUCGAAGGGCCAUUGACAACUGCUGAUUUAAUAUCAUCAAAUCAAUAA